Miscanthus lutarioriparius is the source of this 972-nucleotide messenger RNA. Lineage: Eukaryota; Viridiplantae; Streptophyta; Magnoliopsida; Poales; Poaceae. The record is from the annotation of a GenBank genome assembly.
AUGGAUCGCACCACCAGCAACAGCAGCAGCAGUAGCACCACCGCCGCCGCCAGCCAGAACCCGCACCUCGGCGUCAACAAGCUCGGCCGCUCCAUCCGCAAGGCCACGCCGCCGCCGCCGCAGCAGCCACAGCCCGCCGCCAACCGCCCGCCCCAGCCCCAGCCGCAGGUCUACAACAUCAGCAAGAACCAGUUCCGCGACAUCGUCCAGCAGCUCACCGCCGGCACCCCGUCCCCGCCGCUGCCGCAGCAGCAGCAGCAGCAGCAUCACCACCAGUUCGCCCACCGCCCGCCGCCGCCGCAGCAGUCGCAGCCCAAGACGCCCUCCAUGCGCCUCCAGAGGAUCCGCCCGCCCCCCAUCGCAACCCCCGUCGCCCGGCCCCCGCCGGUCCACCCCAACCACCACGCCGUCCCCCACAACCCUAACCACAACAACCCCGUCUUCCAACGUCCGCCGCCGCCGCAGCACAUGCCCGCUCCCGGCCCCGCCUGGGCUGAUUCCCCGGUCUCCGCGUACAUGCGCAUCCUCGAGAACUCCCUCUUCAGCGCUACCCCACCGGGCGCCGCGGCCGCUGCUGCUGCUGCGGCGGCGGCGGCGGCGGCGGCGGCAGCUGCAGCUGCGGGACAAGCGCCGCCGCAGCCACACCCUCACCCCCAGCCUUCGCAUCCUCAUCCCCCGCCUCCGCCGCCGGUGCCGUCGCCCGGGAUACUCCCUUCCCCAAGCGGCUUUCUCAACCUGCUCUCGCCCACGCCAAGGUCGCCCUACCCGCUACUCUCGCCGGGGUUUCAGCACCCGCCGCCGCUCACGCCCAACUUCCCCGCGCUGUCUCCGUUGCCGGGGACCGGCAUCCUUGGCCCAGGGCCCAUGCCGCCGCCGCCGUCGCCGGGUCUCUGGUUCCCGCAGUCGCCGUCUGGGCUCCUUUCUCCAUCAGGCUUCUUGCCGAUCCUUAGCCCAAGGUGGAGAGAUAUAUAG